Messenger RNA from Suncus etruscus (white-toothed pygmy shrew), 5813 nucleotides. RefSeq names its product solute carrier family 7 member 1 (gene SLC7A1). Gene Ontology annotation, biological process: amino acid transport; transmembrane transport. The record is from RefSeq and is a predicted model, not a curated record. NCBI's taxonomy places the organism in Eukaryota, Metazoa, Chordata, Mammalia, Eulipotyphla, Soricidae. Gene Ontology annotation, cellular component: plasma membrane. Gene Ontology annotation, molecular function: amino acid transmembrane transporter activity. The coding region runs from base 268 to 2157 and encodes 629 amino acids. The transcript is spliced from 13 exons.
GGAGCCAGAAGUCCCUCUAACCAUUCCUCAGACCAAUGCACAUCAGGACCUGGGUGAACUUCAGGUGACAGUGAGACCCUUCCUACUGCACCCAGCUGGAUCUGAAGACGCUUUGGAAGGAGCUGUGCUGCUGUCGGAUCUGACCCGUUGGCCUCUCCAUACCACGUGGUUUUAGACUCAUUCUCUUCCUGUUUCACGUUCUGGCUGGCUGCCUGCACAUUGACUCCCACUUACGACCCCUGCUGACAGGUGGAUCUGAAGAGCAAGAUGGGGUGCCAGACGCUGUUCAACAUUGGGCAGCAGAUGCUGCGGCGGAAAGUGGUGGACUGCAGCCGGGAAGAGAGCCAGUUGUCGCGCUGCCUCAACACUUUUGACUUAGUGGCCCUGGGCGUGGGCAGCACGUUGGGUGCCGGUGUCUAUGUGCUGGCUGGUGCUGUGGCCCGUGUAGAUGCAGGCCCAGCCAUUGUCAUCUCCUUUCUGAUUGCAGCACUGGCCUCCGUGCUGGCAGGCCUUUGCUAUGGCGAGUUUGGUGCUCGGGUGCCCAAGACGGGCUCAGCAUAUCUCUACAGCUAUGUCACUGUUGGUGAGCUGUGGGCAUUUAUCACUGGUUGGAACUUGAUUCUCUCCUACAUCAUAGGUACUUCAAGCGUGGCGAGAUCCUGGAGCGCCACAUUCGAUGAGCUGAUAGGCAAGCCUAUUGGAGAAUUUUCUCGAAGACACAUGACACUGAAUGCCCCUGGAGUGCUGGCUGAAACCCCAGACAUAUUUGCUGUGAUUAUAAUUCUUAUCUUAACAGGUCUUCUAACUUUUGGUGUGAAGGAAUCAGCCAUGGUCAGUAAGAUCUUUACUUGCGUGAAUGUCUUGGUCUUGGGCUUCAUCAUGGUGUCAGGGUUUGUGAAAGGCACCCUUAAGAACUGGCAGUUCUCAGAAGAAGAUUUCCUGAAUGGCUCCAGUCGGUUCUGCUCUAACAAUGACACUCAAGUUGGGGAUCCUGGUGCUGGAGGAUUCAUGCCCUUUGGCUUCUCUGGUGUCCUGUCAGGGGCAGCAACCUGCUUCUAUGCCUUUGUGGGCUUUGACUGCAUCGCCACCACAGGUGAGGAAGUCAAGAACCCUCAGAAGGCAAUCCCUGUGGGGAUCGUGGCAUCCCUCUUGAUCUGCUUCGUAGCUUACUUUGGGGUGUCAGCCGCCCUCACGCUCAUGACGCCAUACUUCUGCCUGGACAAGGACAGUCCACUACCUGAUGCCUUCAAACAUGUGGGCUGGGAUGGAGCCAAGUAUGCAGUGGCUGUGGGCUCCCUCUGCGCCCUUUCUACCAGUCUUUUAGGCUCCAUGUUUCCCAUGCCUCGUGUCAUUUAUGCCAUGGCUGAAGAUGGGCUGCUUUUUAAGUUUUUGGCUAAAAUCAACAAUAGAACCAAGACUCCAGUAAUUGCCACAAUAACUUCUGGGAUCAUUGCCGCGGUGAUGGCUUUCCUCUUUGACCUGAAAGACUUAGUCGACCUCAUGUCCAUUGGCACUCUCCUGGCUUAUUCUUUAGUGGCUGCCUGUGUGUUGGUCUUACGGUAUCAACCAGAGCAACCUAACCUGGUUUACCAGAUGGCCAGAACCACUGAUGAGAUAGAUCAAGUGGAUCAGAAUGAACUGGUGAGCACAAGUGAUUCCCAGACUGGCUUCUUACCAGAAGUACAGAACUGUUCUCUGAAAAUGAUACUUUCGCCCCAAAACAAGGAGCCUACCAAAUUCUCCGGGCUAAUUGUCAACAUUUCAACCAGCCUCAUUGCGAUUCUUAUCAUUACUUUCUGCAUUGUGGCUGUGCUUGGCGGAAAUGCUCUGAGCCAAGGCGAGUGGUGGGCCAUCCUUAUGCUGGCAGGAUCUGUCCUUCUCUGUUCGAUGGUCACCAUCAUCAUCUGGAGGCAGCCUGAGAGCAAGACCAAGCUCUCAUUCAAGGUGCCCUUCCUGCCAGUGCUGCCCGUCCUCAGCAUCUUCGUCAAUGUCUACCUCAUGAUGCAGCUCGACCGUGGCACCUGGGUCCGCUUUGCUGUGUGGAUGCUGAUGGGCUUCUCCAUUUACUUUGGCUAUGGGCUGUGGCACAGUGUGGAGGCAUCGCUGGCCGCCGACCCAGCACGGACUCCUGACGACAAUCUGGAUCGCUGCAAGUGACCCACGGCACUGGGACCUGGUGGUGCCAGCAAACCCGGUGGGGCCUUGCCUUUGUCCAGAAGCUCUAUGGGUGCCUGGUCACCCCCGCCCAGUUUGGGGACCGUGGCAGACACCCCUAUGUGAGCAGCAGCUUAGCUCACAGCCCUGUGUCCCACUCAGAGUCACUCCACAGGGGACCACAGUGGUCUGCCACCACCACCACCACCACCCCCCAACUCCCAGGCCACUCUCCACACUCUUCUUGGACACAGGACAACAGCUGCUCCGAUCUACUCACCGGCUCGGAAACUAUGGCAGGAAGGAACCCCUUUUCUGCAGGCUUCCCCGGCACACUCCAGACUCAGCCCAGUGAGGCUUGGCCCCAGACAGCUGCCUGUUGUGCAAGAUGUUCACAGAACACUGGUCCUUGACACAACUGUCCUCACAGAGGGGAACUUGGGUGCUUCACCUCGCUGGGACUUGUCAGAGGUGGGGGGACUGUGCUCCCCCUCCCUUUGCAGGCAGGGCUUAACCUUAGGGCUAGAACAGGUGUUCCCAUGAGGCGUCUGUUUCUGCCUCUGCUCCUUCCUGCCUGAGCUUGGGGAGGUGGGCUCCUGUGCCCACAUUUCCUCUCUCCCAAACCCCCCACCCCCGCUCUCGCUGCUUUCAUCUUCGCCAUAAUAUGACUCUGUCUUUGGAAGAGGAGUGAGGGGAGGCUGCAAGGCAGCCUUGGAAGCACCACUCAUUUCCUAUGGCUCAUCGCCCCCACACAUGGUUCUCCAAGGUAUCUGGGACCCCUAGGUCAGAGGUGAGGAUAACUAGGUUUUCAGCCACUUUCUGACACACUGUUGUCCUGAGCUGGAGGCUAAUAAAAGCCUAUAGCCCUAGGAGAAAGACGGAGGAACAGUCAAGUGUCCAGUCUCUGGGCAGAGUGAAACUCAGGGACUGGGAGGCGAUGGGUGUGUGGAUGCCCCUGACAACACCUGAGCUGAAUUUCAGCCCCCUAAGACAUUGGAAUUGAAGGAUGGGAAGCAGCUCAAGGCCAUGAUGGCACUGAUGUCUCCCUUUCUCAGAGAGUUCUUGCAGAGAUGCCAGGAAGCUGCUGAUCAGCCAUUAGUAGGUGGAUGCACUAGUGCCAGGGGCCUGGCCCUCCCUGCAGUCUGAUCACCUUGCUGAAAGCUUCCUUCUCAGCAGAAUCGGUGUAUCUUCCAGAGGGAGGUAAUCAGAACCCAAAGCUUAGAUUCCCAAAGAAAGGUAUUAAAUUUAUGCAGAGUGGUGCUGUACAAUAUUUUGACAAACACUUAACUUAUUUUGGGAUGGCUUUGGUUGCCUGUUAACGUUUGUUUGCUCAAUAUUCUUGAUAUUUUUUCUUCCUCGGUAAAGAGAGCCUGAGGGGAAGGCUAUGUCCAAGAGCAGUGGAGGAGCAGAAGCUUCAAUUCUUUAUCACUUUCUCUUCGUGGCUGCAAUUUCCCUGUAAGAUGGCAGCCAGCAGAUUGUUUACAGUUGACAUUUCAGCAAGCAGCAGCAAUUAUACUGCAACCAGAGCCCAGUAAGAACCCUACUGAGCAGAGGAUGCAUGGGGGGAAUGUGGCAAGCAGUAGCCCUGCUGACAUGCUUUCAUUCAGUGCUUUUCAUAUGCUUGCCCCAGGGCUCUUUGCUUGCACAUAUCAGGGUAGGGUAGAAUUUUGUUUGGACUCUUGACCCAUCUUUCCCGCUACUAAUCUACCCCACCCCCACCCCCAUGGCCUCACACACUUGCACCCAAGUUGCCCCAUGCUUGUGCAUCUAUUGGCUUCACCCUAACAGCCUCUUCCCCAGAUAGGAAUAGGAUUCUCUUUCACAGCUUGGCCAGUGUUUUUCUUCACCAUUAGAGGUUCCACAUUUCUAAGAACACACCCUUUAAUAGUUUCAUGUCUGUGUUCCCAAACGAAAGACUCUUAGUGGAAGGACCCCUUUUCACCUCUUUCUGGCUUCCAUGACCCCACACCUUGUAUGAAAACUCAAGCAAAAGCUGAAUCUCCACUGAAGAAAAAGGGGUGAGGGGAGUCUCAUCUUGGUGGACCCUCUGUAUACCCCACCCCACCUACUCAUACCUCCUCAGCCUGGCUUUGGCCAUAUUUGCUUUUUUGAGCCAAGAGGAAGAAGUGAGAGAUUCCGUGUUCUCUGGUCCAUCCAAGAGAGAUGCUUAAAAUGUGCCAUGCUCCAACAGUUUCAAAUCCCCAGACUUGGGGUUUGCUGCUGCAGAUCUUUCACCACUCAGCUGACCUCCCACCAUGCUACACUCAAACUUAAGUCCCUGCCACAGAGCCCCAAUGCCCACAGCAUUUCCUUUUGUGCUGUUCAUCCUGGGCACGCCUUCCUUGACUUUGCCAGGGCAACUUUAGUCGAAAAAACCCACCUGGCUCUGUUGGGCCCCACGUUGGCACAUUCAGAGCAGAUGGCCCCAUUGGCAUCCAAGAACUACCACUGACGAUGGUAGUGAGGGGUCUCCAGGUCAUGCCGAUUCCCUAGGUGGUCUAGGAUGGAUGUUGCAGGAUGUGGCACAGCCACCCUCUGCCAUGAGGGUCGAUGCUGCUGUGUCGGACUGUUCUGAGUUAAUGAGAUGGAGCUAUGUUGGUUCCGUUUAAUUGUUCUGCAUCAUUUAAAGUGUACAUUUGCCAUAAAACUGAGUUUUGUAUGUGAGACUAGGGUGAGUGAGCUCUAUGUACAUUUUUGUCAGAUUUACAUGGAAAUAAGUUGUGGAUUUUUUUUUACAAUGAAAUACUUUUUGAAAAGCUACACUUCAUAUUUCCUUAUUGCUUUCAUGCCUUAUGUACUUAUAAGGCAAGAAAAUAACCUGAUUUUUGUAUUCUUUCUAGCCCAGAGUCUUUGAGCCUGGUGCUUCACUGAGUGGCAGUGUUCUCUGGAGGGAGGGUGGGAGGGAGGGAGAGGAGUGUCCGGGUGCAGCCCUUCUACAGCUCCCCGAGAGUGGGCUGCUUGGCUGAAGCCCACCGGAAGAGCCUUUGACUGAGCUCUGAAGUCCAGCAGGAUGUCCGCAGGGUCUGAACUGCUCACCAAUGCAGGUAGCAGUGCCACAAAGAUGCUUUCAGACUUUGUUAAUUUAUUAACAGGGUAUAUGAAUAAUUCAUGAUUCUUAAUGACAAGCCUUUAUGUUUGGGACUCAUUUUCUUAUCUGAAAUGUUGUUAGAUAUAUAUGUAUAUAUUUAAAUAAAUUUCCUGCUUUAAGUUGUGCCUUUUAAAGUCAACGGGUCUGAGGAGCACAAGCAUGAUGGUCCCUGAGGGAUGGUUUAUUGUCAAACCUGAAUAGCUGUGGGUUUUGGAAGUCAGCAUUUCUUCUCCUGAACAUGGAGCUGUUAUUAAAAGAAUUGAGUGGAUUUUUUAUUAUGUAAAUUGUGUAAUUUUUUUGCUUGUUCUAUUUUUCUAAUAGUUUUCUUAGUUUCUUAUACUUGUACUACUCAAUUUAGAUUUCUGAUGCUAAAUGCCGAUCAGGUUGAUUUCUGCUGCUCCGUUUGUAUUUUGUUUUCAGAGUAAGCAUAGAUGUUCAUAGUCUUUAAAAACUGUGAAACUCGUAUCCCAUAUUUGCAGACAUGUUGCAAAAUUUACGUUGUUAAAUCAAUUUUUUUGUGGUACAGUAUCCCAUGCCUCUGCGAGUUCUAAUAAAUUCUAUCUGCCUUUCA